CUACAGUAUCGAGGACGUCUUGUCGUUUCGGGAUCCAGCGACAAUACUAUUAGACUGUGGGAUAUUCAUUCUGGUGUGUGUCUGCGCGUACUUGAAGGCCAUGAAGAACUUGUGCGAUGUAUCCGUUUUGAUGAUAAACGUAUCGUUUCCGGGGCCUAUGAUGGAAAAAUUCGUGUUUGGGACUUGGAAGCUGCACUCGACCCACGUUCAUCACCCAAUUCGCUAUGUCUCAGCACUUUGGUGCAACAUACUGGCCGAGUUUUCCGCCUGCAAUUUGAUGAUUUUCAAAUUGUCAGCAGCUCUCAUGACGAUACUAUCCUUAUAUGGGAUUUUCUGGUUGAGCCGACCGCACAGCAAGCUACUGGGACGUCUCCGCCCACCAGCAAUCAGGAUGAUCCUGCCCCACCUACUGCGUUACCAUCCAGCUCAGCUGAACGGACCAUUGCCACAGAUGGAGCGAUCAGCCCUCCACAGAGCCCGCCUAGGGCUGAUGAUUCUUCUCAAGCUGGACCGAGCACGUCUAGGGGAUGGAAUGGAGAGAAUGCCUCCCUACGUUUCGUGCAGAAACCAUUCUAUUCCCCUCUGUACCAUGGGAUCGAUGACCAUAUGGAUGAUGGUUCUGCUUUGGUAAAUAAUGGAGAUGAGCAACGAUCAGCUGACGCAAUUCAGAUGGAAUCUUCUCCUUAUGAAGAGCAUACAGAUCCGAAUGCACCAGGACCUUCUAAUCGGCAAGGACGACCUCCGAACCCAAAACCAUUCGAUAGAAAUGCCUAACU
Messenger RNA from Cylicostephanus goldi, 776 nucleotides. NCBI's taxonomy places the organism in Eukaryota, Metazoa, Nematoda, Chromadorea, Rhabditida, Strongylidae. The record is from the annotation of a GenBank genome assembly.